AUGACCACCUCGGCCCUGCGGCGGCAGGUCAAGAACAUCGUGCACAACUACUCGGAGGCGGAGGUCAAGGUGCGCGAGGCCACCUCCAACGACCCCUGGGGUCCGUCCAGCUCGCUGAUGUCGGAGAUCGCCGAGCUGACGUUCAGCGUUGCCGCCUUCAGCGAGGUGAUGGCCAUGGUGUGGAAGCGUCUCAACGACCACGGCAAGAACUGGAGGCACGUCUACAAGGCACUGACCCUGCUCGACUACCUGGCCAAGACGGGUUCGGAGCGGGUGGCGCAGCAGUGCAAGGAGAACGCCUUCACCAUCCAGACCCUGCGCGACUUCCAGUACGUGGACCGCGACGGCCGUGACCAGGGUGUCAACGUCCGGGAGAAGGCCAAGCAGCUGGUGGCGCUGCUCAGGGACGAAGAGAGGCUCAGGCAGGAGCGGGCGCUGGCACUGAAGACCAAAGAGAGGUUGGCGGGCGGGGGCACGGGCGCAGGGACGGGGACGGGCCGCGUCCCCCCGGCGUACCCGAGCAGGAGGAGCAGCCAGCCCAGCAUGACGGCGCUGUACGGGGAAGGGUUCAGCCGCUCCCGAGGAUCUCUGUCAUCCUUUAACUCAUCCCCCAUAUCUCCAAGAGCUUCUGACCUCGAGCAGACUCGUCCCCAAACCAGCGGAGAGGAGGAGCUGCAGCUACAGCUGGCCCUCGCCAUGAGCCGAGAGAGAGCGAAGCCGGUCCGCUCCCAGUUCCAGGCCAUAAACGGCUCGUGGCAUAGUCAGGACUCGAACCCACAAGAUCCGGAUGAUCGGGACCAGCGCAGGGGUCAAGGAGACGAAAAUACCAGAAGAGAGAACAAAUCCAGACCUGGGAAGUCUGCUAUUGUUGACCUGGUGGACAUAUUCGGACCAUCUAAAGGAGCAUCUGGUGAGGACCUUUGGGAUUCCCAGCCCACCUGUCCUUCAUCCUCUGAUCCCUGGGAGUCCGUAGCUGCGGUUGACUCUGGCACCCCUGUGGUUGGUAGUCCAUGGAAACCCGGCAUCUCCUCCAGUAGCCCUGACCAACAGUGGGUUCCUAGCAGUUCUCCACCAGAUCCUUGGAAAGCCCCGUCCAGCAAACCGACCCCUAAGUCAGCAGAACAAACCUGGAGGAGUCCGUUUUUCAUCUCCGAGGAAGAAGAGCCGAGAGAAAAGCAGCCGAACAGUGUGUUCAGCCCUCGCGCUGAAAGUCCAGCAGAUAUAGGCCCGUUUUCUGACCUGAUGGUAGGGGAGCAGGUUAACGGUGGACCCGAGGACGGUCCGAUUAUCAUCGAGCACUCGGCUUACGGUCCUCCGCUGGCCCCGGCGACCCCCAGAAAGUGCUGCGCGUCCGAGGCCUUUCUCGGCCCGAACGCCGCCUCACUUGUUAACCUGGACACGCUCAUCCCGUCCAAACAGCAACCACAGCGACAUGCGCUCAUCCCCGCCAACCCACCCACCAAGAGCAAGAACCCUUUUCUUUCAGGUCUGAGCGCUCCCUCGCCCACCAACCCGUUCCACUGCGAGCAGCACAGGCUGACCCUGAACCAGAUGCGUCCCAGCUCCACGUCCCCCCUGCCGGCCCACUCUGUGCCCGGUGCUCUGCCCUACAGCGCCUCCCUGCCUCUGGCCUCAUCCCACGGCAUGCAGCGGCCCCUGGAUCCGCCACCGAACCUGCCCCGGCCCCUGCUUCCCCUGUCGUCGACGUCCCCGCUCCGGAAUACCCCGCAGCUCCGGAACCACAGCCACAACCCCUUCCUUUGAGGCGUAGAUCCGAGCUCUGAACUCUGCUUUGGACCGACCUCGCUCUCGGCUGGAGAUAGACACUGAAAUAUGUCCGCAUCCUAAAUAAUCGCUGAAUGUAGUCAAAUAAAACAUACGGCUUCAGGUUUUAAAGCUUCAGCUGUCGAUCAGCAUGACUCCCGAUGCCACCUAUCGACUGCUAAGUUGUUAUCUGAAGGGACACACAGCCGGCGGAGCCACAAUGGGAAGGACCACAAUCUCACCAAAAGCUUACCGGUCUUUUUUGUUGCUUUGCGUCUAUGGAAACUUCAGGGUCCAGCAUUGAUUGUAACCCUUGCCCGUCCCUCACAGAACCAUGUGCCUGGCUCACUGACUGUCCCACGGUGUAUCGGGGGCCACCUUGGUGGAGCCCCGACCUACAAAAGCUGCACAACCAAUGAACCGCUUACAAGGAAGUCGAUUGCCAGACUAAAAAUGCUAAACUACCUGCUGUUCUUCUGAUAAAUGAAGUAUUUAUUUAUUUAUAAACAUAAGCUUCUGCAUUUUAGGGCCAUCAAUGAAUGUAAAACUGUGUUUUUAUCACCAUGUUCUGCAAAUAUAU
Molecule: messenger RNA, 2344 nt
Organism: Trichomycterus rosablanca
Lineage: Eukaryota; Metazoa; Chordata; Actinopteri; Siluriformes; Trichomycteridae
Gene: epn3b
Product: epsin 3b
Exons: 9
Coding region: 1-1764 (587 amino acids)
Biological process (GO): endocytosis
Cellular component (GO): endosome; clathrin vesicle coat; plasma membrane
Molecular function (GO): phospholipid binding; clathrin binding
Source: RefSeq, a predicted model, not a curated record